AAGUCCUCCAGUUUUUUUUAACCAAAAAAAGAAAAAAAAAUUGUCUUUUACCAUUAAACCUCUAUAUGCUAGAACCUCAGUGCAGCUUCCACGAAAGAACAUUAAGAUCAACAAAACCCAUAUUGAUGUGAGUUGAGAGUCCAAUCUAAGCCUCCAGUACACUCCAAUCCAGUUUCCAUCACCUGACCGUUAAAAUCUCUUUCUUUCUUUCUUUCUUUCUUUCUUAAUUUUCAACUUCAACAAUUUUCUCACAUCCCAAACACCCUAAUAACUCAGAAUCAAAUGGCCAAGCUCGAGCUCCGGGAGCUAGGGAACACGGGGCUGAAGCUCAGCUGCGUGGGCUUCGGGGCAUCGCCUCUCGGCAACGUUUUCGGCACAGUCUCCGAGGAAGAAGCAAAUGCCUCCGUUCGUGAAGCCUUUCGUCUCGGUAUCAACUUCUUCGACACCUCUCCAUAUUAUGGAGGGACUUUGUCAGAAAAGGUACUUGGUAAGGCGUUAAAAGCUCUAGGAGUUCCAAGAGACAAUUACAUUGUAUCCACAAAAUGUGGACGGUACGCUGAGGGUUUCGACUUCAGUGCUGAUAGAGUGACUAGGAGCAUUGACGAGAGCUUGGCAAGAUUGCAGCUGGAUUAUGUUGAUAUACUACAAUGCCAUGACAUUGAAUUUGGAUCUCUAGAUCAGGUUGUGAAUGAGACAAUUCCUGCCCUUCAGAAACUGAAGGAAGCAGGGAAAAUCCGUUUUAUUGGGAUUACUGGACUUCCAUUGGGAGUUUUUACUUAUGUACUCGAUAGGGUGCCACCUGGCGCAGUGGAUGUAAUUUUGUCAUAUUGCCACCACAGUAUUAAUGAUUCAACAUUGGAGGAUUUACUACCUUACUUAAAGAGCAAAGGUGUUGGUGUAAUUAGUGCUUCUCCACUUGCAAUGGGUCUUCUUACUGAGAGUGGUCCUCCACACUGGCACCCAGCUUCACCUGAACUCAAGUCUGCAUGUCAAGCUGCUGCUGCCUACUGUAAAGAAAAGGGGAAGAAUAUUUCUAAGUUAGCUAUGCAAUAUAGUCUGUCAAAUAAGGACGUUUCGUCUGUGCUGGUUGGAAUGAACUCCGUUAGACAGGUUGAGGAGAAUGUUGCUGCUGCUAUGGAGCUCGCAACUGCUGGGAAAGAUGAGGAAAUUCUAUUGGAGGUUGAAGCUAUCCUGAAACCUGUGAAGAAUCAAACUUGGCCAAGUGGAAUCCAACAGAGCUGACUGCUACUUUUCAUGUGGCUGAAUAACCAGCAUUGGCCUAUCAAUAACAGAUAAAUCCAAUUAGAGGCUAAUUCUAUUCUUACGAGGGCUCUAUCCAAAUGGCAGUGGGAAAAUUUAUCUACAUGGGGAUAGAUCCAAAUACUUUGUGUUAUAGGCAUGUCAUCUUAGGAUGCAUGCAUGUAUGCGUGAUAUCUCUACUUUUUCUCCAAGUAAGAAUGUAGACAUUAUUAUAUAUAUGAUUUUGGAGUCA
Quercus robur (English oak) is the source of this 1492-nucleotide messenger RNA. RefSeq names its product L-galactose dehydrogenase. The record is from RefSeq and is a predicted model, not a curated record. Lineage: Eukaryota; Viridiplantae; Streptophyta; Magnoliopsida; Fagales; Fagaceae. Gene Ontology annotation, cellular component: cytosol. The transcript has 5 exons. Gene Ontology annotation, molecular function: L-galactose dehydrogenase activity. Gene Ontology annotation, biological process: L-ascorbic acid biosynthetic process. The coding region runs from base 283 to 1242 and encodes 319 amino acids.